UGAGGGUCCGUCCUGCAUUUUCAUAUAACAUUGAGCAGCUGAAGUGAAGCUUUCGAUACGAACGAUUGAUUGAUGCAAAGAGCGAGCGGCCAAGCUAAGUGUAAUUAUAUUUGUAUUCUCAAGGUGAAGGAAGCGGGGCUAAAGAAGGUGGGAGUCUUAAGAGCCUUAGGCGCGUGUUAGGGUUUCAAGGAUACCGAUCUGCAAGAAAGGAGGAGCCAUGGCACUGCCUCUGCCACUGGCGCAGACGAGUACAAAUUUCAACUUCAAUAUCAAUAUGGUCUCAACCCUUGCUAGCCAAAUUGGGUUUUUGCUUCGCAAUGUAAAUGAGGCUAAUUAUCGCUCCGUCGCCUACCAACUAACUCGCUUUGCAGGAUAUGGGUUAGAUUGUAGCAUUGUUUUGCUGCAGAGUUGCUUGGAUCAGGUAAAUUUGCGUGAUGGAGAUGUGCAGAACAUGCAGUUAAAGUUGGAACUCCUUUCUGUUGUGGUGAGACAUUUGGUGCACCAACCAAACUUUAGUACAGUUUUUUGUCAAGCUGUACAAAAUACUCAUAUCACUGAAGAUAUACUUGGAGAUUUGUCAAAGGCCUUGCAUUUAUCAUUACCUGAGCAGCUUGGUUUGGGAUUUGCCCUAGCAGAUUCAGACAACAUAAAUAGAAGCCAUGAAGGCCAAAAUUUUUGCAAGGCUAAAAUUAUGGAACUGUGCCAGAAUCCUACAUCUGGAAUCUCUGAAGAUCUUAUUGAGCGGAUUUUGUUAUUCCUUCAUCAGAGUGAAGGGCUAUCAAAGCAUGUACCUUCUUUUCUUCAGGCCUUGUCAUUGUUGGAGCCCAAAGCUCAGAUGUCACUCCUACUGAAACCACUAUUCAAAAAUGAUGUAAAUGCUGUCAACACUUCGAGUGAAUGCAGGAGUUUUCAAUCUUGUGCAUCCAAUUUGCAAGUGUCGGAUACUGUUUUGACACAGUUGGAAGAGGCUACUGAUGUUGCAAGCAUAAUGGAGGAGCUUGGAUAUGGCUGUACAAUAGAUGUUGCACAUUGCAAAGAUGUUUUGUCAUUGUUUUGUCCACUUACAGAGAAGACUGUUUCCAAGAUAAUCAGUACUAUUGUUCGCACUCACACGGGCCUUGUUGAUGCUCAUGGCACACAUGGAACAUUUUAUUCUUCACUUUUUAGUAGUUCCACAACUGAUUGUUCAUGGUUAACCUCCUGGAAUAUAGAUGUUCUUUUAGAUUCUAUCAAGGAACUGGCCCCAGAUAUUAGUUGGGUUUCAGUAAUGGAGGCUUUAGAUCAUGAAGGGUUUUAUUUACCAGAUCAGCAGUCGUUCUCAAUGCUGAUGUCGACAUAUGCAAAAAUUUGCCAGGAUCCAUUUCCUGUUCAGACAGUUUGUGGAAAUUUAUGGAAGAAUGAUGAAGGCCAGCUAUCCUUCUUGAGAUUUGCUGUAUCUGCAUCACCUGAAAUUCUCACAUUUGCAAAUUCAAGGAGGCUACAGGCACCCUUGGAAGGUCCACAUGGAAAUAAACUUCCAUUUGGUAGUAUGAAUCAGGCAUGGUUGUCUGUUGAUCUGGUAGAAGUAUUGUGCCAUUUGGCAGAGAUGGGGCAUGGGACUGUCGUGCAUUCAAUGUUCGAGUAUCCUAUUAAUCACUGUCCAGAGACUUUACUCGUUGUUGUUGCCCAAGUCAAAACCAACUUCAACAUUCUUCAGCAUGACAUAUUUUCUACUCUUUUUCCCUUAUGUCUUGGGGGAAGUCUUAAUAGCAGCAUUAUACUUAACCAACUCUGGCAUAUCAAUCCUCACAUUGUUCUCUGGAGUAUGAUGGAUAUCCAUUCAAAAGAUCCUAGCAGUAUCUCAAAAAUUGCAGACGCAUGCCAAGAGAUAAAGGCAUUGCCUCUUGUGCUGGACAUGACACCCUUUUCUUUUGCAAUUGAACUUGCGGCUUUUGCAUCUAGAAGGGAGUAUUUGAAUUUGGAAACAUGGCUAAAUGACAACUUAAGCACUCAUAGGGAUACCUUAUUUGAGGCGUGUCUGAAGUUCUUGAGAGAAAGAACUUUAUUUGAAGCAUCAAAUGAUGCACUGGGAAAUCCAGUCCAACGUUCUGGACCAAUAGUCAAUCUAUCUUUGGAUACAACUGCAAGUUUCUUCAAGGUUCUUCAGUCUAAUGUUGGUCAAUUGGAGUCCCGAGAUCUUGUGGAAGAAAUGAAACGAUUACAUUCUGCAAUGGUCCGUGUGAAUCCCCGAUUAUUAAGUGUUGGGGCUGCAGAACAGUCACCAUCUGAAGUCUUUGCUGCUGAUAUUGAUGAAGAGUCAAAUUCUUAUUUUCAGAAAAUCUAUGUUGGGCAGAUGACUAUUGAUGCUCUAGUGCAAAUGCUUGCAUGUUUCAAGGAGUCUUCUGAGAAAAGGGAGCAAGAAAUUUUUGCUUGCAUGAUACAGAGCCUGUUUGAUGAAUACCGUUUUUUCACAAGGUAUCCGGAGAGGGAGUUGAGAAUGACAGGCAUUCUUUUUGGCUCAAUUAUAAAGCACCAGAUUGUCUCUUCUCUUACGCUUGGCAUAGCACUACGUUGUGUCCUUGAUGCUCUGCGUAAACCUUUGGACUCUAAGAUGUUUUCAUUUGGCUUCACAGCUCUGGAACAAUUUGUUGAUCGACUAGUAGAAUGGCCACAGUAUUGCAAUCAUAUCUUGCAGAUAUCACAUGUGCGGGAUGCUCAUGGAGAGUUAAUUGAAUUUAUAGAAAGGGCCUUAGCACGUAGUUCAUCUAGCCACCCAGAACCAACAGUAGGGAAUCCUCCCUCAUCAGACCAACACCAGAGUUCAAUUUCUUUGCCAGCUUCUGAUACAAUUGAGAAUUCUGAUGCUACAUGGCAGUCAAUUGUGGGUCCGACAACACCACAAUCUGCAUUGGCACAGAGACAGCAGGGAAUUCCAGCAAGCUAUGUUAGACAAUCUUCGCUUCUGGCAACUGGACAGACAAUUUCAGUCAAUGGUCAGAUUGAAUCUGGUCCGGGAUUGAAGUCUUCUCAAGUAGUACCUUCUCAGCAAGCUGGUAGUGGAUCAACAUCAUCUACGGUAUCUAAUCAGGGUUUUUUGUGCAAUUCUCGAGGCUCAACAGUUCCAGUUACCAGACAAACUUUGAACAGCUUUGGACAUGCUCUUAACAUUGAAACAUUAGUGGCUGCUGCUGAAAAACGAGAUGCAGCUAUUGAGGCACCUGGCCCAGAAGUUCAGGAUAAGAUAGCUUUUAUGAUUAAUAAUAUUUCAACAACCAACUUGGAAGCCAAAUCGAAGGAGUUUUUGGAGAUUUUGAAAGAUCAAUACUAUCCAUGGUUUGCACAGUAUAUGGUGAUGAAAAGGGCUAGUAUUGAACCUAAUUUUCAUGACUUGUAUUUGAAGUUUUUGGACAAGAUCAAUUCGAAAUUACUGCAUAAAGAAAUCAUCAAAGCUACUUACGAAAAUUGCAAGGUUCUUUUAAAGUCGGAGCUUAUUAAAUCUAGUUCAGAAGAACGAUCUUUACUCAAAAAUCUGGGAAGUUGGCUUGGGAAACUUACUAUUGGUAGAAACCAGGCGUUGCGGGCUCGGGAAAUUGAUCCUAAACUUUUGAUCAUUGAGGCAUAUGAAAAAGGGCUGAUGAUUGCAGUAAUUCCAUUUACAUCAAAGAUUUUAGAACCCUGUCAAUCAAGUCUUGCAUAUCAGCCUCCCAACCCUUGGACAAUGGGUAUCCUCAGUUUACUUGCUGAAAUCUAUGCAUUGCCGAAUUUGAAGAUGAAUCUUAGAUUUGAUAUUGAGGUACUAUUUAAAAAUUUGGGGGUAGAAACAAAGGAUGUCAAACCCACUCAGCUUCUCAAGGGCCGUGCACGAGAGAUUGAAGGAAAUCCCGACUUUUCCAAUAAAGAUCUGGGAGCUUCUCAACAAGUUGGCACUGAGCAUACAACAGGAACAGUGUCUUCAAUUAGUCAGGUAGAGCUGCAACCUGAAGUUUCAGCUUCACAUCCCAGUGCCCCUCAUGCUCCAGUUUUACCUCAGUUUUCUGCCGCACUUCAUCUUUCAUCAAGUACAGGAGGAGAGGAUGAAAAAGUUAGCACACUAGCGGGUAUGCCUGACCGUAUGCCAGCUGGUCUUGGAUUGUCACAUGCCACUCCAGCUCAAUCUCCAUUCCCUGUUAGUCAGUUUUCUAUCCCAAUCUCAAAUAUUGGUGCAUAUGUUGUGGUCAAUCAAAAACUCAAUGCUCUUGGACAGCAACUACCGUUCCAAAGGAUUGUUCCUGUGGCAAUGGAGAGAGCUAUUCGUGAGAUCAUAUCUCCUGUUGUAGAACGAAGUGUCACCAUUGCAUGCAUGACAUCUCGUGAACUUGUGACAAAGGACUAUGCUAUGGAGUCUGAAGAAAGUCGUAUACGUGAAUCUGCAAACAAAAUGGUAGCAAGUCUUGCAGGGAGCUUGGCGCAUGUAACUUGCAAGGAACCCCUUCGUGUUGCGAUGGCAAAUCAUUUGAGAAGUUUGCUACAACAACUAAAUGUUGUGGGAGAAGUUCUUGAGCAAGCUGUGCAGCUUGUAACAAAUGAUAAUCUAGAUCUGGGUUGUGCUGUGAUAGAACAAGCUGCAACGGAAAAGGCACUUCGUGACCUUGAAGAUGUCAUUGGACCUGCACUUUCUAGUAGAAGGAAACAGAGGGAAACACUUGGGCCUGCAUUUUAUGAUGCUACUGUGUACUCUAAAAAUCUAGCGCGUUUGCCAGAGGCUCUCCGGCCAAAGCCUGGCCGAUUAUCUUCAGCCCAACAGCGGGUUUAUGAGGAUUUUGCAAGACUUCCUUGGCAGAACCAACCUACUCAGAGUUCUCCGGUGGCACCGAGUGGCUCAUCCAAUUCUAAUGCCGGUUCUCUUGGAUCUGCUUUUUCUCGUGUUGUUUAUGGUUCUGCUUCGGCACAGGGAAGCUCAAGUGGUUACAAUUCAACACAAACUACAUCAGGACUGGGUGUUGUUGCCCAACCACUGGAACAAUCUUCUGAAGAACUUGACUCUCGUGCUGCAUCACCUCAUAGUGCUUCUGGUAGUCAAAUUGCUAUGGCAGAUGGAGGGCUGCGUCAAAUUCCAGAUAUGUUAGUGUCAAGUUCCCUAACUACAAACAGUAGUGCUAUAGCUGAGGGGAAUAUUCUGGAGAAUUCUAGUUCUACAAAGGAGUCUGGACCGAUGGUACGACCUUCAACUCCAACUUCAGCUAUAGAACGUCUUAGUUCUUCUGGACUAGAGCCCUCUCUUAACACAGGAGAAGCACUGGAUAAAUAUGAACUUAUAUCUCAAAAGUUGGAAGCAGCGAUCUCAAUGGGUGCUAGUGAACAGGAACUCCAGGGCCUUGUCUCAGAAAUACCUGAGAUUAUCCUGCAAUGUAUAAGUAGAGACGAGGCAGCUCUGGCGAUAGCACAAAAGGUUUUUAAGAGAUUAUAUGAGAAUGCAUCAAACAGUUUACACGUUUCAACCCAUAUGACCAUUUUGUCUUCUAUCCGCGAUGUUUGCAAACGUGUGGUGAAGGAACUGACAAGCUGGGUGAUUUACUCAGAUGAGGAACGUAAAUUCAACAAGGAUAUAACUGUUGGUCUUAUACGUUCUGAACUUAUUAACCUUACAGAGUACAACAUCCAUCUUGCAAAACUUGUGGAUGGGGGACGGAAUGCUUCGGCUACAGAAUUUGCUAUAUUUCUUGUUCAAACUUGUGUGGUUCAAGAGCCAGGCGUCAGUGUUUCUGAGCUUUUCAAUCUUAUUGAGGCUUUGGGGAAGGUGGCACAGAGGCCAGGUUCACCUGAGUCUUUGCUACAAUUGAUUGAAGAUGUGAAGAACAUGUCAUUAAGUGUGGCCUCCCAAACUGCAUCUUUGGCUGGCAAAGAAGAGAAAGCUAGACAAUCCAGAGAUAAAAAGGCUACCCUUGGUCGUGCUGGGACAACUCGGGAUGACAGCAAAAUCAUUAAUCGUGAUGGUGGGUUUGUUGACCCUCCAGGUUUUCGCGAACAGGUUGCACACCUAUUUGAGGAAUGGGCUCGCAUAUGUGAUUCUCCUGGAGUAAAUGAUAAAGCAUAUGCAGUCUACAUGUCACACUUGCAGCAAACAGGGAUGUUGAAAGGAGAUGAUGUUUCUGAUCGAUUUUUUCGUGUUUUGACGGAGCUCGCUGUUGGAUAUUGUUUGGUUUCUGAAGUAUCAGUUCCCAGUUCAAUUCCACUUUCUUCCCAACAAAUAAUGCAAGGCCUAUCUUUUACUCCAAUUGAUAUGUAUACAAAACUUGUAGUUUUGUUGGUUAAGUAUUAUGCAGUGGACUCAGGAAUGACUAAAGUUAAUCUUUUGAACAAGGUGCUUGCAGUAACUGUGCGUGUCAUUCAAAGGGAUGCCGAAGAGAAAAAGAAUGCAUUUCAUCCUAGACCUUAUUUUCGGUUGUUUGUGAACUGGCUUAUGGAUUUUAACUCCCCUGAUCCAGCUCUUGAUGCGAGUAAUUUUCAGGUACUCACUGCAUUUGCAAAUGCUUUCCAUUCACUGCAACCAUUAAGAGUACCUGGUUGGAGUUUUGCUUGGCUUGAACUGAUCUGCCAUCGCAGUUUUAUGCCAAAGUUACUCUUAAGCAACAAUCAAAAGGGCUGGCCAUUUUUCCAACGUUUACUUGUGGAUUUGUUCAAGUUUAUGGAGCCUUACCUGAGAAAUGCUGAGCUUAGUGAUCCGGUCCGAUUGCUGUACAAAGGCACCCUUAGAGUGUUGUUGGUUCUUCUUCAUGAUUUUUCAGAGUUUCUAUGCGAUUACCAUUUCAGCUUUUGCGAUGUUAUUCCUCCUAGUUGCAUACAGAUGCGGAAUCUCAUUCUUAGUGCCUUUCCACGCAACAUGAGGCUCCCAGAUCCAUUUACUCCCAACUUAAAGGUUGACCUUCUUCCUGAAAUCAGCCAGUCACCAAGAAUAUUAUCUGAGGUAGAUGCUGCACUGAAGAGUAGACAGAUGAAAACAGAGGUUGAUGAAUAUCUUAAGACAAGGCAACCAAUGUCCAUGUUAAUAGUGGAUAUGAAAAACCGGGUCUUGCUUCCACAACAUGAAGCUGCAUCUGCUGGAACUCGUUAUAAUGUUCCUUUAAUCAAUUCUCUGGUUCUAUAUGUAGGAAUGCAGCAAUUGCAGAGCAAAAGUACUCCUCAGCAACUUGCUGUUCCAACGGCACCGAUACAUAGUGCCCCUAUGGACAUUUUCCAGAGGUUGAUAUUAGAUCUAGAUACAGAGGGUCGAUACUUGUUUCUUAAUGCAGUUGCCAACCAGCUGCGUUACCCAAAUAACCAUACACAUUACUUUUCUUGUGUAUUGCUCUAUCUUUUUGCAGAAGCAAAUCAGGAAAUGAUCCAAGAACAAAUAACAAGGGUAUUGUUGGAACGUUUGAUUGUAAAUAGACCUCAUCCUUGGGGGUUACUUAUCACUUUCAUUGAACUUAUAAAGAAUCCUCGUUAUGACUUCUGGAAUCGUGGAUUUACACGAUGUGCGCCUGAGAUAGAGAAAUUAUUUGAGUCAGUUGCUCGCUCUUGCAUGGGACCUGCUUUGAAGCCUGUGGAAAGCGACAUUUCAUCCAGUAUAUCAGCAGAUAGCAACCAUUGAUAAUCAAUUAUUUUGUACAGUAUCAAUGUCACGAGUUUUAUGGAAUUUGUGAACUGCAUGUAGUGGAUGAUUCAGAAUCUUUCAAGUUGCAUUUGUUUUCUUGGAAUUUUCUACACACACCAAAGUAGUUCAUGCUAUGUGCUUGUACCAUAUGUUAUUUGUCUUCUAGGUGUAAUAUCCUGUACUCUUUGUAAAUUCGGGAGAAAGUAUUGCAGCAUGCACAUGAGCAGCUGUUAUUCUUGAUUGAUGCCCUUGGAGACAUAAGGAAAAGUCAAGUUUGUGACUUAGGAUGACUAGAUAAAUGUAUUUACUGGUGGCUACAUGUAUCCAGAUUGUACGUUCAACUAAUGUAAAUGAUGAAAAUUCUGUAGGCUUCAUUAUCAAACGUAUUUCUUUCUCCCAUGUGUCCUUUUUAACCAAAUAACUGAAUGGAAGUUAGUUUU
This is a messenger RNA of Cryptomeria japonica (Japanese cedar), 8031 nucleotides long. RefSeq lists its product as uncharacterized. Gene Ontology annotation, biological process: nuclear-transcribed mRNA catabolic process, deadenylation-dependent decay. The record is from RefSeq and is a predicted model, not a curated record. The transcript has 52 exons. Gene Ontology annotation, cellular component: P-body; CCR4-NOT core complex. Gene Ontology annotation, molecular function: molecular adaptor activity. Bases 218 to 7588 code for a protein of 2456 amino acids. NCBI's taxonomy places the organism in Eukaryota, Viridiplantae, Streptophyta, Pinopsida, Cupressales, Cupressaceae.